Molecule: messenger RNA, 2401 nt
Organism: Amphiprion ocellaris (clown anemonefish)
Lineage: Eukaryota; Metazoa; Chordata; Actinopteri; Pomacentridae
Product: oocyte zinc finger protein XlCOF6.1-like
Exons: 3
Coding region: 447-1655 (402 amino acids)
Biological process (GO): regulation of transcription by RNA polymerase II
Molecular function (GO): DNA-binding transcription factor activity, RNA polymerase II-specific; RNA polymerase II cis-regulatory region sequence-specific DNA binding
Source: RefSeq, a predicted model, not a curated record
GUAAAUCAAACUACCUCCACGAAUCAGGCGGGUUUUUUUUAAACUGACGUCUCCGCCCUUCUCCGGUUUGACUGUUUGUUCCGCUCCGGUGGGCCGCUGAUGUUUAUCCGGGAGGAAUUAAAGACGUUUGGAACAUCCGGCCACCGCCAUUACAGCCGUUGAUUGAUUCACCUGCUGGAUUUCAAUCAGGACGGUUUAUGUUUUUUUCUGGAAUUUAUCUGCUUUCAGACGAUUCGGAAAUCACUUCAACAAGAUGUGCAGCACCUGAUGAUUAAAGGAGGUUUCUCAUGAACAGAGCUCCAGUUUGGACCAGCAGGAUCCAGACUUCAUCCCAUAAAGGAGGAACAGGAGGAACUGUGGACCAGUCAAGACAGAGAGCAGUUAAUGGGCAAGAAGAGACUAUCAGCAGGUUUUAAUUCACAUCAUUCCUAUAAAAAGUGACAACAAUGAAGAUAAAAUCUCAGUCCUCACGGCUUCAUCAGAGCCAAAUUAAAGAAAACAGAGAGGAAACGAACAGCUCAGCCAAACAGAUGACAACAGACACUGAUGGAGACGACUGUGGAGGACCAGAACCAGCCAGGAACCCAGAUUCAAAGACUCAUUUUCAACCAAAUACUGAUGGAAAGUCUUCAGACUCUUCAGAAACUGAAGACAGUGAAGAUGAAGAGGAGGAGCAGGAUGAGUGGCAGGAACCAUUGUCAGAUUCUGGACCUGAAACUGAAGACAGUGAUGAUGAUUGGAAGGAGACCAGAGCAGCUAAGUCAGGUGGAAAUAAUAAUGUGAGUUGUAACACCAAGAAAAAAUCUUUUAGCUGCUCUGAGUGUGAUAAACAGUUUACCAACAAGCAGUCUCUUUCUAAACACAAGGCAUGUCAUUCAGGGAAAAGCUCUUCCAACUGUUCAGCUGAUGAGAAAUGUUUUAGAGUGGAGCAAAGUGGGAACUCAAAGAAAAAGGGACGGGAAGUAAAUGGCUGUAAAGAAUGUGGUAAAACAUUUGCAUGUAGUUCUCAUUUUAAGGUGCACCUGGCAGCUCAUAGAGGAGAGAAACUAUUUGGCUGCGAUAUUUGUGGUGCCAGAUUUAGUCAGCAUCCAACUCUGAAGAGACACAUGAUAGACCACACAGGAGAAAGACCGUUUGGCUGUGACGUUUGUGGUAAAAGGUUUUGCCAAAAAGCAACCCUAAAGACACACAUGACUGUUCACACAGGAGAGAAACCAUUCGGUUGUGAUACAUGCGGUAGAAAAUUUAGACGUAAGCCUGAUCUUACUGCACACAUGAGAGGCCACACCGGCGAGAAACCAUUUGGUUGUGGUGAUUGUGGUGCCAGAUUUUCUCGACAGGGAUCUCUGAACAGACACAUGACAAUCCACUCAGGAGCAAAGCCAUUCCGUUGUGCUGAUUGUGGUAGAAGAUUUAACGAAAGUACACAUCUUAUGCGCCACAAGAGAGUUCACACCAGAAAUAAGAAAAUAGAGAGACCGUUUGUUUGUGGUGAAUGCGGUAAAAUAUUUAGUCAAAAGUGGAAUCUUAAAAGACACAUGAGAGUUCACACAGGAGAGAAUCUAUUUCAAUGUGAUGAUUGUGGGAAAAAAUUUCCAUGGCGGAACAAUCUACAGCGUCACAUGAAGACAAAGCACAAAAUAGAAACCGCAUAGUUGCAGGGCUUGUAGUGAACGAUUAAUUAUUGUAUAUUGGUAAGAACCACAGCUCUAACAAUGCUUCAAAGCAGCAAACAUUUAAACAAAGCUCACUGUAGUGACUCUACAACCUGCUCUACUCUACAUCGUCCCCGCUGUUUAAUUUACCUGCAGUAGACUGGACCCAACAUGAACCCUGCUGCUGUCUUUGAAUAAAAUGGUUACAUCAGUGUACUUACAGUACCCCUGCUUGUGCUUAUGUGUAGUUUAAUGAUGUAGUUUUGGUUGUGGACGAUGAGUAACUGCUGUGACCGGAGCUAAUGGGGAUCCUAAUGAAUAAGAAAUACAUUUUUGUUAGUGGUUAUGUUGUUUGAAAACCUAUGAGCUGUUCACAUAGCACUGUUUGUUGUUGAGAAUGUAAGUGCAACCUAAAAAAAAUAAUCAGUUCUGUUAAACCAAGCAAAGGAUCAGUUUUAUUAAACAUGCUGCACUGUUAAUUAGAAACUCUCCAUAAUGAUUACAGUCACAAAGGUAGCGUAUCAUUAGCCCAGAUUUUGGAGUUCUGAAUGAUAGAGUUUGGGACCGACCACUUUUAUGGAACAUUACAUAGAGCAGCAAGCAUCUGUUAAAGCAGCAAAUCUCUAACUAAAGAGGUGGUAGAGUGUGCGGUUGCAUUUGGUUCUUGAAGGUGUUGUAUUAUUGUUCUUUGGGACUUAACAGACUGGAAAAUAAAUAACUUUUGGGUCAUUCCAGAAUUGGAGGAC